AUGAAAAAUAUCUGGAUGCCACUGCCGAUUACGGAGGCGAAUAAGCGCGAGUUGCUUGGUGGUCGAAAUACAUCUCCAUGGACCAGCUUCCAACCUGUCUCCUCGAUGGUUUCGUCCAAACCUGCCAGACUGUCACUCUCGCCUGCGUUAAAAGACGAGAGCCUUGGCGAGACCGUGUCAUGUCAUGCCCGGCCACGUAGAUUCCUCGAGAAAUGGAUUGCGAGCGAAUUAGCUCCUAUCGCACCUACCAUUCUACGCGAUUACUACGACUUUUCUGGCAAGGAUGCGUGCUACGGUGUUCUUCGUAAUGUCUCGCCUUCGAUUUUAGCCGUCACCACCAACGGCACCAACUCCACUGUCACACUGUCAGCAAUGUCAGCCCCACACCCCCACAUCGGCGAUCUAUCCACAGUGAAGUUGCUGCCGCGUGCGCGCCCGCGCGCUGAAGUUAGCUGCGACGCGCCGAAGCUGCCAACAUCUAUUAAAAAAAAGGACGCGACAGACCUCUAUCAUAUAACGAAGAUAGUUCAUGUUAAACAAGAUUUUGGUCGAGGUAGAAAUUUUAAUAUGGAACAAAGAGCAGUGAUUAAAUUUAAUGCAAAACUUGGUAAAAGUGCAUCAGAAACAUUUCGAUCGAUGCGACAAGUUUACGGCAGUCAAUAUCUAGGUCGUACAGCUGUUUUUGAGUGGCAUAAGCGUUUUUUGGAAGGCAGAGAGAGACCCUUAAAGAUGACAAAAAAUCAGGACGGCCAAUUUUGGUUCGAACACCCGAAAUGAUC
Messenger RNA from Acromyrmex echinatior (Panamanian leafcutter ant), 779 nucleotides. RefSeq lists its product as uncharacterized. Lineage: Eukaryota; Metazoa; Arthropoda; Insecta; Hymenoptera; Formicidae. The record is from RefSeq and is a predicted model, not a curated record.